Camelina sativa (false flax) is the source of this 2226-nucleotide messenger RNA. The record is from RefSeq and is a predicted model, not a curated record. Lineage: Eukaryota; Viridiplantae; Streptophyta; Magnoliopsida; Brassicales; Brassicaceae.
AUGGAACGUCCAAACCAUCCCACAACUUUAAUGAGCUCCCGCAAGUUAUUUCAGCAGUUUCUGGUAGAUGGAUUGACGAUGAUAGAGGCGGAAAGAAUAGGAUAUUUGAAGCUCAACCAAAAGGCUUUACAUGUUGAUAAAUACGUAAACGUCGAGGCGGCUGCUAAUAAAGGAAACAUGAACACCUCAAAGGUUGGUAGGCGUAUGGUGCUACCAUCUGCUUUUAUUGGUAGCGCACGAUAUAUCACAAGAUACCUACAAGCUCGAGGUCACCAAUCAACAGACAGAGCUGAUAUUAAGUCUAGAAUCUUCAAGAUUAAGCUAUACAAUUUGAUUGUUGAGAUAAAAAGAAAUAGUGUUUUUGGUCCUGCAACAGCAGUUUUGUACACUAUAGAAUUUCAGAAAAGAGGACUGCCAAAUGCCCAUAUUCUACUAUUUUUGCAGAAGGGAUCAAAACUGACAACAACUGAUGCCAUUGACAAUGUUAUUUAUGCUGAAAUUCCAGACGAAGCAACAAAUCCAACACUCUACAAUGUUGUCAAAGAAUUUAUGAUACAUGGACCAUGUGGGGUUGAAAAUCCACAUUCACCAUGUAUGGAUAAAGGAAAGUGCACGAAAAAGUUUCCUAAAGAGUUCAACAGCAGCACUUGCAUCAACAAAGAUGGAUUCCCAGUUUACAAGCGAAGAGAUGAUGGUCGAUCAGUUGAGAAAAAUGGAACUUUGCUAGACAACCGAUAUGUCGUUCCUUACAACCCAUAUCUACUCUUGAAGUAUCAAGGCCACAUCAAUGUUGAAUGGUGCAACCAAACAAAAGCAAUAAAGUAUUUAUUCAAAUACAUCAACAAGGGAAAUGAUCGUGUCUUAGCUACAACAAAGGACAAUCCAAAAAGAAAUGAUGCUGAGUUGCACAAUCAAGUAGAAAGUGAUGGAUCUUCAGACCCGGUAGUAGAACCAGUUAUAGAUGAAAUUAAGCGUUUCUAUGAUUUCAGGUACAUUGCACCGUGUGAAGCUGCUUGGAGGAUUUUUGGAUUUGAAAUACAUUAUAGUAGCGUUCAUAUUCAAAGACUGAAUAUUCAUCUAGAAGGAGAGCAUACUGUAUGUUAUGACGAGGAUGAAGAUGUUGAUGAUGUCCUAGCUAAAGAAGGAAAUCAAACCUCGCAAUUGUUAGAGUGGAUGAAAAUUAACAGCUCGGAAGAUGAGGAAUUAGCAUUCGCAAAAGAACUCACUUACGCUCAGUUUCCUUCUUGGUUUGUGUGGAAAAAGAGAAACAAAGAAUGGACAAUCAGAAAAAGAAAAGUUUCAUUCGGGAGAAUACAUCAUUUUACUCCAGCUGCGGGUAAAUUGUUCUACAUGAGGAUGGUUCUAAACAAAGCAAAGGGAGCUACAAAUUAUGAUGAUUUAUGCACUGUUGAUGGAAUCAUGUAUCCUUCCUACAAGGAAGCAUGUUUUGCUCUGAAUCUUCUUGAUGAUGACUCAGAGUAUAUUGGUGCAAUAACUGAAGCAACUACAACAAAGGACAAUCCAAAAAGAAAUGAUGCUGAGUUGCACAAUCAAGUAGAAAGUGAUGGAUCUUCAGACCCGGUAGUAGAACCAGUUAUAGAUGAAAUUAAGCGUUUCUAUGAUUUCAGGUACAUUGCACCGUGUGAAGCUGCUUGGAGGAUUUUUGGAUUUGAAAUACAUUAUAGUAGCGUUCAUAUUCAAAGACUGAAUAUUCAUCUAGAAGGAGAGCAUACUGUAUGUUAUGACGAGGAUGAAGAUGUUGAUGAUGUCCUAGCUAAAGAAGGAAAUCAAACCUCGCAAUUGUUAGAGUGGAUGAAAAUUAACAGCUCGGAAGAUGAGGAAUUAGCAUUCGCAAAAGAACUCACUUACGCUCAGUUUCCUUCUUGGUUUGUGUGGAAAAAGAGAAACAAAGAAUGGACAAUCAGAAAAAGAAAAGUUUCAUUCGGGAGAAUACAUCAUUUUACUCCAGCUGCGGGUAAAUUGUUCUACAUGAGGAUGGUUCUAAACAAAGCAAAGGGAGCUACAAAUUAUGAUGAUUUAUGCACUGUUGAUGGAAUCAUGUAUCCUUCCUACAAGGAAGCAUGUUUUGCUCUGAAUCUUCUUGAUGAUGACUCAGAGUAUAUUGGUGCAAUAACUGAAGCAAAUUAUCUUAUGUCCGAUGAGCAAAUCAAGAAUCAAAUUUGUUUGAGACUGAAAGACUUUUACUCUCUAAUGGAAGUUCUCUAA